Molecule: messenger RNA, 1482 nt
Organism: Cuscuta campestris
Lineage: Eukaryota; Viridiplantae; Streptophyta; Magnoliopsida; Solanales; Convolvulaceae
Source: the annotation of a GenBank genome assembly
GGCAAGCUAUGAAUCUGAGAUUCAAGGAAGGUUCUUCUAUUUCUGACCACUUGAAUGAAUUUCAAGGGUGUUUUGAUCAGUUGUCAGACAUGGGCGUAAAGUUCGAGGAUGAGAUUUUGGGACUUUGGUUGCUGAAUACUUUGCCUGAUUCUUGGGAAAAUCUUCGUGUGUCUUUGAUUAGUUCUGCUCCUGGUGGUACAGUAACUAUGGAGUAUGUCAAAGCAGCCGUUCUGAAUGAAGAAGUGAGACGUAGAACUCAUGAGACAUCAACUUCAAAAUCUGAUGUCUUGGUUACUGAAAAUAGGGGGAGAAGCAAAGACAGAGAUCAUGGAGAAUUCAAAAGGGGCAAGAGCAGGAGCAAGUCUAGAUCAAAAUACAAAAAUGUUGAGUGCCAUUAUUGUCAUAAAAAGGGGCACUUGAUGAAAAACUGUUUCAAGCUGAAGAACAAAGACAAGAACAAGCCAGAAGGGAAAGAUGGUGAAAAUGAUCGCCAUGUUGCAGCCACGACUUCAGGUGAUCUCAUAGUUGUUUCUGAUAACGACUUGAUUAAUGUUGCCUCUGAUGAAUCAAGUUGGGUUAUCGAUAGUGGUGCCGCUUUCCAUGCGACGUCAAGGAAAGAUUUCUUCACAUCUUAUACUCCAGGUGAUUAUGGGGUAUUGAAGAUGGGUAAUGAUGGUCGUUCACAGGUUGUUGGCAUUGGAGUUGUGGUCCUGGAAACAAAAGCUGGGAUGAAGUUAGUGUUGAAGAAUGUCAGACAUGCACCAGAUAUUCGCUUAAAUCUAAUAUCUACUAGUGUCUUGGAUGAUGAAGGUUAUAUGAGUACCUUUGGUGAUGGGCAAUGCAAACUCACUAAGGGUUCUCUUAUUGUGGCUCGUGGGAAGAAGUGUUCAGGUUUAUACUGGACCAAUGCUUCAGUCUCUAUUGAUUCUGUCAAUGCUGUCGAGAGUGAUAGUUGUUCAGAAUUAUGGCAUAGAAGAUUGAGUCACAUCAGCGAGAAGGGUCUUGAUUGUUUAGCCAAGAAGAAUGUUCUGUCAGGAGUGAAGGAUGCAAAUUUAAAAAGGUGCAGUCACUGCUUGGCUGGGAAACAGAACAGGGUGUCCUUCAAGAGUUGUCCAUCUUUCAGAAAACCAGAGUUGCUUGAAUUGGAUGAGAGAUCCAAAUUAGAUGUCAAGACGAGGCAGUGCAUCUUUGUUGGCUAUGGUCAUGAUGAAUUUGGCUAUAGACUUUAUGAUCCUGUUGAGAAGAAGCUUGUCAGAAGCCGUGAUGUUAUCUUUAUGGAGGAUCAGAAUAUUGAAGAUAUUCAGAAGAUGGAGAAGUCUGGUUUUUUGGUCGAUUGGAGGUCCAAAUCUUGUCCGAUCGAGCUGAAAUUUUAGGAGGAGUCUAAGGACUCGUGGAGCUUCAAUCUGAACGGUGGAGAUCGAAUUUCAACGGUUCAAUCUCAAGUUAUGAGCUUCGCACCAGCUGCUGUUUUUUGGUGAUUUC